AUGCCGUCGGAUCUGGCGUACUGGAUCAUCUCCGUACCACUGGAAGACAACGAUCCGCACCGAAUGUUCUCCGAGCUCGGCAGCAAGCUCCUCUCUGACGGCGGAUCCGCGUCAUCCGAUUUCGGCCAACUCUCGUUCCCACCACUCAAAACCGGAACGCUCGAAUCGCUCAUCUCUCUCUCGGAAGACCUUCCGAAACUCGACACCACCUACACGCAGAUCGUCGUCAAGAUCAUCGACACGCUCCGUGCGCUGCUCAACAACGACGAAUCCGCCCUGGCCCAGCACGUGCUGAUCAACGAACAGAGUCUCGACGACUACAUGCUCAGCUGGUCGUGGAACACGCAAAAGUACCGCGCAGAUCGGAGCCUCCGCGAAACCGUCGAUAUGCUCGGCAAGGAACUCAACAGCAUCGACAGCGUCAUGAAGCAGAAGCUCGCCAACUACAAUUCGGCCAAGAGUCAGUUGCAACAGUUGCAGAGGAAGAAACUCGGAAAUCUCUCGCAGAAAAGCCUCGCAGAUGUAGUUCACAAGGAAGACUUUGUAGAUGCGCAGAGCGAGUACUUGGAGACGCUCCUCGUAGCUGUGCCCAAGAACAACGUCAAGGAUUGGCAGGCAAAGUACGAGAGGUUGACCAACAUGGUCGUACCGCGUUCGUCGCACAAGAUCGAUGCGGACAGCGAGUACGCGCUGUUCAACGUGACCGUGUUCAAGAAGGUCAAGGACGAGUUUGUGCAGAAGUGCAGGGAGAACAAGUUUGUGGUGCGUACGGAUUUCAGCUGGGACGACGAGCUGGUAUCGCGACAGCGCCAGGAGUUGGAGGAUGCGGGGGAUAGCGAGAAGGAGCUCUGGACCGAACUGCUCCGGCUCGCUAGGACGAACUUCAGCGAAGCGUACCAGGCACUGGCCCACCUCAAGAUCGUCAGAACGUUCGUAGAGAGCGUCCUUCGCUACGGUCUACCUGCAGACUACUUUGCCGUCAGCAUCAGACCCAACGCCAAGAGGUCAAAGGCUCUGAUGGCCACGUUGCAGAGCCACUUCAAGUAUCUGGAAGGGUACAACGAGAGUGGAAAGAAGGGUAAGAACAAGAAGGGUAGUAAGGCGGAGGCGAGUGUCGGGGAUGCACCGGGAGAGUAUGCGCAGCUGUUGGAGGAGGAGCAGUUUGCCUUUGUGCUGACAGAGCAGUAUAUGGUGGCGGUUUGA
This is a messenger RNA of Pseudozyma hubeiensis SY62, 1203 nucleotides long. RefSeq names its product vacuolar ATP synthase subunit c. The record is from RefSeq and is a predicted model, not a curated record. Gene Ontology annotation, cellular component: vacuolar proton-transporting V-type ATPase, V1 domain. The transcript has a single exon. Gene Ontology annotation, molecular function: proton-transporting ATPase activity, rotational mechanism. Gene Ontology annotation, biological process: proton transmembrane transport. Lineage: Eukaryota; Fungi; Basidiomycota; Ustilaginomycetes; Ustilaginales; Ustilaginaceae. The coding region runs from base 1 to 1203 and encodes 400 amino acids.